Molecule: messenger RNA, 1531 nt
Organism: Eurypyga helias (sunbittern)
Lineage: Eukaryota; Metazoa; Chordata; Aves; Eurypygiformes; Eurypygidae
Gene: PPP2R3C
Product: protein phosphatase 2, regulatory subunit B'', gamma
Exons: 12
Coding region: 30-1298 (422 amino acids)
Biological process (GO): positive regulation of B cell differentiation; cortical cytoskeleton organization; regulation of dephosphorylation
Cellular component (GO): spindle; centrosome
Molecular function (GO): calcium ion binding
Source: RefSeq, a predicted model, not a curated record
AGAGUGAACAAGAGCUAAAAGGUGAAGAAAUGGAAUUGUUCACAAAAUAUUACAUGGAAUGGAAAGGAGGAAGAAAAAGUGGCAAUACGUCAUAUAUGAACAUACCACGAUUUUACUACAGGCUGCCAGCUGAAGAUGAAGUCUUGCUUCAGAAAUUAAGAGAAGAAUCUAGAGCAGUUUUUCUGCAAAGAAAAAGUAGAGAACUGUUGGAUAAUGAAGAGCUGCAGAACCUAUGGUUUCUACUGGACAAACAUCAGACAUCACCAGUGAUUGGGGAAGAAGCAAUGAUCAACUAUGAGAACUUCUUGAAAGUUGGUGAAAAAGCUGGACCUAAAUGCAAGCAGUUCUUCACAGCUAAGAUCUUUGCUAAAUUACUCCAUAAUGAUGCUUAUGGGAGGAUAUCUAUCAUGCAGUUUUUCAAUUAUGUCAUGCGAAAAGUAUGGCUUCAUCAGACAAGAAUAGGUCUCAGUUUAUAUGAUGUGGCAGGACAGGGCUACCUCAGAGAAUCAGAUUUAGAAAACUAUAUUUUGGAGCUCAUCCCUACGUUGCCACAACUGGAUGGUUUAGAAAAAUCUUUUUACUCUUUCUAUGUCUGCACAGCAGUUAGAAAGUUCUUCUUCUUCCUGGAUCCUCUCAGAACAGGGAAGAUAAAGAUACAGGAUAUUUUAGCUUGCAGCUUCCUGGAUGACUUACUAGAGUUAAGGGAUGAAGAACUUUCUAAGGAAAGUCAGGAAUCAAAUUGGUUUUCUGCUCCUUCUGCAUUAAGAGUUUAUGGCCAGUACUUAAACCUCGAUAAAGAUCAUAAUGGCAUGCUUAGCAAAGAAGAACUGUCCCGGUAUGGAACAGGGACUCUGACCAACAUAUUUUUGGAUCGUGUCUUUCAGGAAUGCUUAACUUAUGAUGGUGAAAUGGACUAUAAAACCUACCUGGACUUUGUGCUUGCAUUAGAAAACAGAAAGGAGCCUGCAGCUCUGCAAUAUAUUUUCAAACUGCUUGAUACAGAGAACAAAGGAUACCUGAAUGUCUUUUCCCUUAAUUAUUUCUUUAGGGCUAUUCAGGAACAAAUGAAAAUCCAUGGACAAGAACCAGUUUCUUUUCAGGAUGUCAAGGAUGAAAUCUUUGAUAUGGUGAAGCCUAAGGAUCCUUACAAAAUCUCCCUUCAAGACUUAAUCAAUAGCAGUCAAGGAGACACUGUUACCAGCAUUCUAAUUGAUCUAAAUGGGUUCUGGACAUAUGAAAACAGAGAGGUUCUUGUGGCGAGUGAUAAUGACAACAUUGCUGACGUUGAUGAUACGUGACUUUGAACAGGAGCAGGCUGUAUUCAUAGAGAUAUCUCGAGCUGAUGCGCCAAUAGUUGGAAGCUGGUAACAUUCAUUAUCUGAAUCAAUGCCUCUUCCAUUUUACUUCACUCCUCUUGCACCCCCAUACAGUAUAAAAUGUGGUACAUAAAGGAAUUGCAGAACUAAGUUCUGAAACCAAAAAAGCUAGUGUUGAGGUUAAAAUUAUUUUUUUAAUAAAUAUUUUUUGACUU